Molecule: messenger RNA, 3646 nt
Organism: Sodiomyces alkalinus F11
Lineage: Eukaryota; Fungi; Ascomycota; Sordariomycetes; Glomerellales; Plectosphaerellaceae
Product: importin alpha re-exporter
Exons: 3
Coding region: 336-3215 (959 amino acids)
Biological process (GO): protein import into nucleus; protein export from nucleus
Cellular component (GO): nuclear envelope; cytosol
Molecular function (GO): small GTPase binding; nuclear export signal receptor activity
Source: RefSeq, a predicted model, not a curated record
UUUGUACUUCGUUUAUUGAGAGGCUGAGCUGUUACCUGUCUCAAUUUCGUAGGUACCUUAUCCGCCAUGGAAGCCCUGCGAAAGAUUGCCCCACUGCGAGCCUCGUCCCCCACAGCAACCAAUGACCCCCGCUUGAACCAAACAACACAACGAACAAUAAAAGUUCAACAACGACGAGCAGAAAAGAAAAAACGGAAGAAGCCAGGGAAAAGGGAAGAUAGGAAGAAAAAGAACGAGCAUAAGAACCCCACCACCACCGCCACCGCCUCGACCUAGCUACUCGCGCUCAAUAACCAGCAAAGGAUCGAUAUUGACUCGUCCUUAAAACUUCCAAGAUGUCUGCGGACAUGGGCACCAUUGCCCAGCUGCUCGAUGCUACGCUCGACCCAUCCCAGCACAAGAAAGCCGAGAGCGCGUUGAAGCUUGAACAGGUCAAGACCCAGUACUCCAUCCAGCUGCUAAAUAUCGUCGCUUCCGAGGCUCUCCCUACAAAAACGCGGCUCGCCGCCUCCCUCGCCUUCAAGAAUUUCAUCCGGAACAACUAUGUCGACGAGGAGGGCAACUACAAGAUCCCCUCCGAAGAGGUGGCCACCAUCAAACAGCAGCUGAUCGGGCUCAUGAUCGCAUGCCCUGCCUCGAUCCAGACCCAGCUUGGCGAGUCCAUCAGCAUCAUUGCCGAUUCGGACUUUUGGGAGCGCUGGACCACUCUGACGCGCGAACUGGUCGACCGCUUCUCCACCACCGACCCCAAAGUCAACAUUGGCGUCCUCGAGGUUGCCCAUUCCAUCUUUGUCCGCUGGCGCCCGCUGUUCCGCACCGAUGAACUGUAUACCGAGAUCAACCACGUCAUCAGCACUUUUGGCGAGCCCUUCAUCCAGCUCCUGAUCACCGCCGACAAGCAGAUCGACGCCAACGCCCAGAACAAGGAUGUGCUCGCGAGGUGGCUCGAGGCCCUGAGCCUGAUGAUGAAGAUCUUCUACGACCUCUCUUCCCACGACAUGCCCCCCAUCUUCGAGACCCACCUCAGCUCCCUGUCCGAGCUGCUGCACAAGUAUCUCGCCUACUCCAACCCGGUCCUCGACACCGACGACGACACCGAGGUCAGCGUCGUCGACACGGUGAAGGCGGACAUCUGCGAGGUCCUCGAGCUCUAUGUCAUGAAGUACGACGACGACUUUGCCCCCUACACGCAGCCUUUUAUUACCAGCGCCUGGAACCUCCUUUCGUCCGUGGGCUUGGAGACCAAGUAUGACCUGAUCGUCAGCAAAGCGUUGGGCUUCCUCACCGCCAUCGCCAGCACGACCAAGCACUCGCAGGUGUUCGGGAACGAGGAGGUUCUCGGCCAAGUCGUUGAAAAGGUCAUCCUGCCCAACGUGCAGCUGCGUGAAUCCGACAUCGAGAUGUUCGAGGACGAGCCUAUCGAGUUCAUCCGACGCGAUCUGGAAGGCUCGGAUACCGACUCGAGGCGGAGGUCCGCCACCGACUUUUUGCGCAAGCUGCAGGAGAGGUUCGAGCAACUGGUCACCGGCGUGGUGGGCAAGUACAUCAACCACUACCUGGAGCAGGGCAAGACGGACUGGAAAGCCAAAGAUACCGCCGUGUACCUCUUCAUCUCCAUCGCCUCCAAGGGCGCCGUCACGGCCGCACAGGGUGUCAAGACGGUCAACCCGCUCGUCAACGUGGUCGACUUCUUCGAGCAGCACAUCGCUGCCGACCUGACCAACGCCGCCGGCGUGGAGCCCAUCUCCAAGGUCGACGCCAUCAAGUACCUUUACACCUUCCGCAGCCAGCUGAGCAUCGAGCAGUGGAAGGUCGCCUUCACCCCGCUCAUCCAGAACCUGGCCUCGGACAACUACGUCGUCUACUCGUACGCGGCCAUCGCCGUGGAGCGGGUCCUCUUCCUGACGGCCGACAACGGCAAGCCCAUGUUCCCGCGGGAGGACAUCCAGCCGUUUGCCAAGGACCUUCUGGACCACCUGUUCAAGCUCAUCGAGAAGGAAAGCUCGGCGCCCAAGCUGCAGGAGAACGAGUUCCUCAUGCGAUGCGUCAUGCGGAUUCUCAUCGUCAUCAAGGACGGCGCGGCUCCCCUGGUGGAGCGCGUGCUGAAGCACUUGAUCCUCAUCACCAGCAUUAUCCGGCAGAAUCCCAGCAACCCCAGGUUCUACUACUACCACUUCGAGGCCUUGGGGGCGUUGGUCAGGUACUGCGCCGCGACAAACCCGGGGCUGUUCAACCAGCAGUUGUGGGAGCCCUUCCAUCAGAUCUUGGUGGAAGACGUGACGGAGUUCCAGCAAUACAUGUUCCAGAUCCUGGCACAGCUACUCGAGGUCUGCCCGGCAGAUGCCGUUUCCGACAACUACAAGGCCUUCCUGGCGCCGCUGUUGGCACCGGCACUGUGGGAGGUCAAAGGCAACGUGCCGGCCUGCACGAGGUUGCUGGCGGCCAUCAUCCCGGCGACCAAGGCCUACAUCGUCUCGGAGAAGUUGUUGGAGCAGGUGCUUGGCAUUUUCCAGCGGCUGUUGGCUACCAAGAAGUUCCAACUGUACGCGUUUGACGUGCUGGAGGCGGCGGUCAAGUCAUUCGAACCGGCGGUGCUGGACCCGUAUUUCGGCCAGGUUCUACAGCUCAUCUUCUCCAAACUUGAAGGCCAACCUCCCGAGUCAUUGAAGCUGCGAUUCGUGCGGUUCUACCACUUGAUCGCCUCCAAGGUCGAGGCAGGCUACGGAGCGGACUACGUCGUCAAGCACAGCAAUCAGCUGGCGCCAGGGGUCUUCGCCACGGUGUACCCAACCUUCAUCCUGGCGGACACGGACAAGUUGGCCAACCCGGUGGACCGCAAGCUCGCCGUGGUCAGCUUGACCAAAACCAUCUGCGAAUCGCAGGCCUUCGGCGAGCAGUUCAAGAAGGGCUGGGCGCGGACGGUGGGCCUCCUCUUGGGCCUGCUGGUCAACCCCCCCACGGUGACGACGGGCGUGGGCGACGAGAUGAUCGCGGAGGCGGACGUAGACGACAUCGGGUUCGGGCUGUCCUACACGGCGCUGAAUACGUGCAGGCGCCUUGCGCGCGACGAGUAUGCCGACGUGACGGACGUGACGCCGUGGGUCAGCGCGUACAUCAACGCGGCCAACACGCGGCAUAACGGCGCCAUCUCUGGGUUUAUUGGCGAGCGGCUAACGCCGGAACAACAGGAGACGCUCCGGCAGUAUUUGAUGUAGGGGGGGGAAGUGAGUAUAGGUAAUGAACGGGGGAGCGCAACUUCUGCCGAGGAAGAACUUGCCGACGGACGCCAGAGGGACUGCUGAGUAGAGACGGACCGCUACAGUUGACGUCGCAGUUCCUAUAAAGUGGGUAGUUCCGAAAAAGCGGCGAUCAAUAGAAACGCAUGCUAGUGGCAAUGGCAUCGACUUUGAUUCGCCUACAUAAGGGUAUGAAGGGUAUUGGUAUGAUGUUGGGUCUCGUUGAAUAUUCAAUGGCUUUUCUAUUCAAACCCCAAUGCGGUAUCCGGGCAAGCCAGUCAGCCAGUCAUAUAUCGCCCGGUCUCGCAUGGGCCUGACUCCAGACGGAUCCCUAGUCUUGGACACGACGCGGGCGUUGUGUUUUUAUUUAUUUAUUCACUGUUGUCUCCUUUGAGGAAACUCUUCGGCCC